Messenger RNA from Gastrolobium bilobum, 879 nucleotides. RefSeq lists its product as uncharacterized. Gene Ontology annotation, biological process: tetrapyrrole biosynthetic process. The transcript has a single exon. Lineage: Eukaryota; Viridiplantae; Streptophyta; Magnoliopsida; Fabales; Fabaceae. The record is from RefSeq and is a predicted model, not a curated record. Gene Ontology annotation, molecular function: uroporphyrinogen-III synthase activity. The coding region runs from base 1 to 879 and encodes 292 amino acids.
AUGGCGCUGAUCACCGUGUCCUCCGCCGGAACCACCCUCCACAACCCCACCGUAGCAUUCACGACGCCGUCCAACUACGCCGCAAGACUAUCCCAGCUCAUGACCCUCAGCGCCUACAACACACUCUGGUGUCCCACUCUCAUCAUUGAACCUACCCCAUCCACCCUCACCCCUUACCUCUCCCCUCAAUCCCUUGACACCUUCUCCGCCAUUGCCUUCACCUCACGAACCGCAAUCCAAGCCUUCCGCCACGCCGCCUCCACUCUCCCCCAUCCCCCGCUCUCCCCCUUCGGUACCACCUUCACUGUCGCCGCCCUCGGCAAAGACUCCGAGCUCAUCGACCGCGAUUUCCUCUCCGGAAUCUGCGCCAGUUCAGAGCGGGUUACUGUUCUGGUGCCCCCGACGGCGACUCCGAGUGGCUUGGCGGCGGCGCUCGGUGCCGGCUACGGCCGGAGGGUGCUUUGUCCGGUCCCGCUCGUUGUUGGGCUGGAGGAGCCGCCGGUGGUCCCCGGUUUCCUGCAGGAGCUCCGGGCUGGCGGGUGGGCCCCGGUUCGGGUCGAGGCCUACGAGACACGAUGGGCCGGGCCGCGUUGUGCGGAGGGGAUUGUGAAGGCGAGCGAGGAGGAGGGAUUGGAUGCGGUGGUGUUCACUAGUAGCGCUGAGGUGGAGGGGCUCCUUAAGAGCUUGAGGGAAUUUGGGUUGGGCUUUGGGGACUUGAGGAGGAAAUGCCCAAGGUUGGUUGUUGCGGCCCAUGGGCCUGUCACUGCGGCUGGGUCGGAGAGGCUGGGAGUGAAGGUUGAUGUGGUGAGUUCCAAAUUUGAUAGUUUUGAUGGUGUUGUUGACGUUCUAAAUGUCACAUUGGCAAGGCUUAGAAUUUAG